CUUUGCUUUUGGAGAGAGAGAGAGAGAGAGAGAGAGAGAGAGAGAGAGAGAGAGAGAGAGAGAGAGAGACUGGUGCCUUUGUACAAAAGGGAUCAAGGGAAUGUAAUUUGGCAAGUGCCAGAGCAUAGGGGUCUAUUGAAGAAGAAGACAAAUGAGGACCAAGCUGAAAGAGCAAGAGAACACUAAUAAAGAAUCCCCAAACAUAGACAUUUUAUUGUGGUGAGAGGGAAAAGGCAGAGACAGAGAGAGAGAGAGAGAGAGAGAGAGAGUGAGAGAGAGAGAGAGAGAUAGAGGCGUGUUGCUACCCCGGACUGUCUGAUUUACUUUCAGUUAUUUGAGGAGGGCAGAAGAUCUGCUAAAAAUUCCUCCAGAGGAUCAAGUGCUGUUCUGGUUCUUCAACUCUACACAGUUCACCUGGUCAGAAGAGAAGCGCUCCUGAGCCAUGAAGAGACCUCAUGAUUACAGCUCUCCAGAUUCAGAUGCAGACGAGCUGAUCGACGUUGGGCAGGAGGACAGUUACAGUUCUGUCACUGGGUCCAUGUCUCCCGGCAGCACUUCACAGAUCCUAGCCCGCAAGAAGAGAAGAGGGAUCAUUGAGAAGAGGCGCAGAGACAGGAUCAACCAUAGUCUGUCAGAGCUCAGGAGACUCGUCCCCAGCGCCUUUGAGAAACAGGGGUCAUCUAAACUCGAGAAGGCUGAGAUUCUUCAAAUGACAGUGGAUCAUCUCAAAUUGUUGCAUGCCAUGGGUUCAAAAGGUUAUUUUGAUGCUCGUGCCUUGGCAGUAGACUAUAGAACGUUGGGAUUUCGUGAGUGUGUUGGUGAGGUGGUGAGGUACCUCAGCUCUCUGGAUGGUGCAGAUUCUUCAGAUCCUAUUGGUGCCCGUUUGGUGUCCCACCUGAGUCAUUGUGCCAGUGAGCUUGACCCUCUGCAUCAGAGCCCAGCCACCCUGGCCUUUCCUCCUUGGCCUUGGGGCUCCUUUCCUCAGCUCAGUGCCUCCUCAAGCCCAGCCUCUCCUUCCACCUUUCCUCCUGCCAACCGCCGAGACAUGGCCACUCAUGCUGCUGCAACUCUCCUGGCGUACCCCUCACCGACCGUGUGUUUGGCACCGCUGGGAAACCAGGGGGCGCUUUUAAGCCCUGCAUUAUCUCCAGUGCACAGGAUGUCCUCUGUUUCAUCGCACCCUCAUAGACUGGCAGUGCCAUCCACAGAGAGCUCGACUGUUCCUUCACCUUUGCAUUCUAUACCACCUUGUUCUCAUAACUCCUCCUCCCCCUCCUCUAAUUCCUCUUCAUCUUCCCCUUCCUCUUCAUCCGCUGGUCAUCCUCAGGUUUCUUUCAGACCCUUCGUUGCUCUGAGGUCUCCAGCCGAACUGAUAAGGAUCAGCAAGUCAGCGCACACUUGGGGAACAGAGAUCGGGGCCUUCUGAUUCAUCCAACUUAGUGGACUUUUUACAAAUAUGCAACUCAUUCCUUGUUGGGACAAGGAAGCUAUGAUAUCACCAGUAAUAUCCAUUUUGAUUAUAGCCAUUACAAACUGUUAAGAUUGUAUCAUCUAAGCACUCCCUAUGCUGUUACCUAAAAAUGCAAAAUCCAAACAGUGUCAACUGAACAAUGCAAAUAGUGAUACAUCCGAUUUGAAAUGCAAUUAUACCUAUUAUUUAAAUAAAAAGAGGUUUUAACUUAAUGCUUUAGCAUCAUAUAACAGAAAAGUGUGACUGGUGAAAAGGGACAGGUGAUACAAAUGUGCCUUUCUCAAUAUAAACACAGAACAAUAUCAACACUAAUUCCAUUAUCCCUACUAAUGUAUUUUCCUGUUUGUUUGCUUAUUCGUUUCCUCAGACACUUAAAUAUGUUUAUUCAGAUUCAUCUAUGUUAUCCAUUUGACAUGAAAUUGCUUGUGGAGAUUUCAUAAAGACAAAAGUGCCUUUUCAAA
Messenger RNA from Tachysurus vachellii, 1932 nucleotides. RefSeq names its product hes related family bHLH transcription factor with YRPW motif like (gene heyl). Gene Ontology annotation, molecular function: DNA-binding transcription factor activity, RNA polymerase II-specific; RNA polymerase II cis-regulatory region sequence-specific DNA binding; protein dimerization activity. Lineage: Eukaryota; Metazoa; Chordata; Actinopteri; Siluriformes; Bagridae. Gene Ontology annotation, biological process: regulation of transcription by RNA polymerase II; regulation of neurogenesis; Notch signaling pathway. The record is from RefSeq and is a predicted model, not a curated record. The coding region runs from base 443 to 1426 and encodes 327 amino acids. Gene Ontology annotation, cellular component: nucleus. The transcript has 5 exons.